Budorcas taxicolor (takin) is the source of this 984-nucleotide messenger RNA. RefSeq names its product olfactory receptor 7A10-like. Gene Ontology annotation, biological process: G protein-coupled receptor signaling pathway. The record is from RefSeq and is a predicted model, not a curated record. Gene Ontology annotation, cellular component: membrane. Gene Ontology annotation, molecular function: G protein-coupled receptor activity; olfactory receptor activity. Lineage: Eukaryota; Metazoa; Chordata; Mammalia; Artiodactyla; Bovidae. The transcript has a single exon. Bases 1 to 984 code for a protein of 327 amino acids.
AUGUUAUUUUUGUUUCUUGAUAGUCACAUUCACUACAUGGAACCAGAGAAUGAUACAAAACUUUUGGAAUUUCUUCUUCUGGGAUUUUCAGAGGAACCAGAAUUGCAGCCCCUCAUAUUUGGUCUGUUCCUCUCCAUGUACCUGAUCACUGUGUUUGGAAACCUGCUCAUCAUCCUGGCCAUCAGCUCAGAUUCCCAACUCCACACCCCCAUGUACUUCUUCCUCUCCAACCUGUCCUUUGUAGACAUCUGCUUCACCUCCACCACCAUCCCAAAGAUGCUGCAGAACAUAAGGACACAGAGCAAAGUACUAACCUAUGAAGGCUGCAUCACCCAGAUGUAUUUUUUCAUACUCUUUGCAGUAUUGGACAUGUUUCUCCUGACCGUGAUGGCCUAUGACCGAUUUGUAGCCAUCUGUCACCCCCUGCAUUACAUGGUCAUCAUGAACCCCCGGCUCUGUGGUCUGCUGGUUCUGGUGUCCUGGAUGAUGAGCGCCCUGAACUCCUUGUUACAAAGUGUAAUGGUCUUGAGAUUGUCUUUCUGUACAAACUUGGAAAUCCCCCACUUUUUCUGUGAAAUUAAUCAGUUGAUUCAACUUGCCUGUUCUCACAUGUUUCUUAAUGAGAUAGUAAUGUAUUUUGCAGCUGCAAUAUUGGGUGGUGGUUCCUUCACUGGGAUUCUUUAUUCAUAUUCCAAGAUAGUUUCUUCAAUACAAAGAAUCUCAUCAGCUCAGGGGAAGUACAAGGCGUUUUCCACCUGUGCAUCUCACCUCUCAGUUGUCUCUUUAUUUUAUUGUACAUGUUUAGGAGUGUACCUUAGCUCUGCUGCUACCCACAGCUCACAUUCAAGUGCAAUCGCCUCAGUGAUGUACACAGUGGUCACACCCAUGCUGAACCCCUUCAUUUAUAGUCUGCGGAACAAAGACAUAAAGAGGGCUCUGGAAAGAAUCAUUAGGAAGGCAGGUAUAACAUUGUUCUGGGACUGA